AUGCCCCCACGAAAAAAAGGAGCUACACAGCUUGAUGAACAAAGACGCAAUGAAUUUAUGAGAUUUACAACGUUCCCUGUAAUUCAGCCCAUUAAUCAAAAAAAUUAUUAUACUGAAUAUCUUAAACGUGAAGAUCAAAUUUUAAUGUACCGGGCUUCUGAUAAAACUUGGUCCGAAGAAACUGAUGUCAAAAUAGAAACACGAAGGAGUGACGGAGAAGAGGCUUCAGAAGAAGAAGAGGAAAAACAUGGGAAUGAUGCAAAAGUACUUGUAAUUCAUCCGGGUUCGAUGUAUUUGCGAAUUGGACUGGCAUCAGAUGCAUUUCCUCAGACAAUUCCAAACGUGAUAGCGCAUCGACACGGCUCAAUGCGUUCUAGACACGAAGCUGACGCAAAACUAAUAAAUGAAGAGAAAGAACGCAUACAUUUCGAAGAAAUCCUUCAAGAAAUGGAUUUAGCACUUAAAACGCGUCUUCGUUUAUCAAAGCGUCGUACACAAUCAAAUACACGAGAAUUAGUUAUCGCAUAUAAUCGUGAAGUAUUGCCAGAAGUAAUGGUUGAACCUGUAAAUCAAGAUGAAUGGGUAGAUGUGAAUGAAAAACCAGCAAGUUUAGUUGGACAUAAGGCACUUAAAAUACCUCCUCAUGCAUCAGCGGAUUAUACAUUAUUUUGGCCUAUACGCUAUAGAGUUUUAAAUAAAAAUGAUUAUAUAUCAUCACGUCAAUGUAUUGAUGAUAUUGCAGCUAUUUUUGAGUCUGCAUUAGCUACGUUAGGGAUGCAGCGUGUAGAUUGGAUGCCAUUGGCAGUAGUUUUAGUAAUUCCAGAUGCAUAUGAUAAAGUAUAUGUAGAAACAAUGCUUGAUAUAUUGAUACGGGAAUUGCAGUUUUCCAAAGUAUGUGUUUUACAGGAAUCUGUUUGUACAGCUUUUGGAGCAGGUCUUUCGGCAGCUUGUAUUAUUGAUGUUGGUGCACAAACAACGAGUAUUGCGUGUGUUGAAGAAGGCAUUUGUUUACCUGAAUCCAGACUUCAACUUUGUUAUGGAGGAGAAGACGUAACACGUUUUUUCGUGCGUCUUCUUCUUCGAAAUCAUUUUCCAUAUGCAAUUGAUCUUAGAAAAAUUCAAGAUUGGCGUCUUGCAGAUACACUUAAAAUUCGUCACUGCACCGCAAAUGAAAAUAACACAGCAAUACAACUUUUGCAUUUUUUUCAUGGAGAACCAGGCAAUACAAAGAGAUUUCAAUUUAAGGUUUAUGACGAGCCGGUUUUAGCAGCAAUGUCUUAUUUUUUUCCAAAAAUAUUUGAAAAUGAAUCUAAAAACUCUGAAAAAAGCGUAUACAAUACAAAUAUAACCCAUGAGGAGACAAAUGAAUGGAAACCUCUAGAUGAGGCAAUUGUUGAAAGUAUUACUCGUGCUUGUGAACAUGCACCAUCCGAUGAACGUCAAAAGACAAUGUAUAGAAGUCUUUUAUUGGUUGGUGGAGGAUAUGCUUUUCCUGGCUUUGUACACGUUUUAGAAGACAAAUUGCAGAUCAAACAACCAACAAUUCAAUUUUUGUCACCACCAAGGGAUAUGGAUCCACAAAUUCUUACGUGGAAAGGCGCAAGUGUAUUUAGUCAAUUAAAAAUAUCACAAGAUUUCUGGAUUAAACAAAAAGAAUGGGAUCUAUUAGGACUUCGAUGUUUACAGUAUCGAUCACUUGGUUAUUUUUGGAAUGGAUAA
Pneumocystis murina B123 is the source of this 1719-nucleotide messenger RNA. RefSeq lists its product as hypothetical. Gene Ontology annotation, cellular component: Ino80 complex. Gene Ontology annotation, biological process: regulation of DNA-templated transcription; double-strand break repair. The record is from RefSeq and is a predicted model, not a curated record. Bases 1 to 1719 code for a protein of 572 amino acids. The transcript is spliced from 9 exons. Lineage: Eukaryota; Fungi; Ascomycota; Pneumocystomycetes; Pneumocystales; Pneumocystaceae.